This is a messenger RNA of Malus domestica (apple), 791 nucleotides long. NCBI's taxonomy places the organism in Eukaryota, Viridiplantae, Streptophyta, Magnoliopsida, Rosales, Rosaceae. The record is from RefSeq and is a predicted model, not a curated record.
UUUUAUAUAAUAGAGCACCAAACUCUUUCUCAAGACAAAAACCAGCUUAAUUUGGCAGAUGAGCUUCUUGAUCCAUCCUGUGGUUUCCAGAUAUGAAGAAAUCCUCACAACUUCAAAUUAUGUCAUCCAAAGAAGAAAAAGCACUUUCUCCCAAAGCUGCUUAUUCACAGAAUUCACUUCAAGUCAUCCCAAUUAUACUCAUUCUCAUGUUGGUUUCUUCAGCUUCAACAGCAACAGCAGGACAAGAAGCAGAAGCAGAAGCACUUCGGAAUUGGAAAGCUAGCCUUGACAACAACAAAAGCCUCUCUCUCUUGCCUUCAUGGAUUGGAAACAGCACAUGCAAUUGGGAAGGAAUUUCUUGUAACAAUUUUGGAAGCAUAACCCAAAUAAACCUCACUUCUUCUGGCUUAAGAGGUACACUUCAUGCUUUUGGUUUCUCAUCUUUUCCAAGUCUCAUGAGCCUUAACCUGAGCCACAACACGAUUUUUGGAACAAUCCCAUUGGAGAUAGGGUUUUUGAAAAGCCUUCGAACCCUUGAUCUUACCGGAAACAACAUUAAUGGAUCCAUUCCCCAUGAAGUUGGAAUGUUAGGCAACUUAACCUCUCUUUCCCUUCAUGACAACAAACUAUCUGGAAAUUUCCCAAUAGAAAUAUGCAUGCUGAGUUCGCUCAGUGUGCUUGAUGUAGGAAUAAACAAUCUCACGGGUUCAAUUCCAGAAGAAAUCGGAAACCUGUCCAGCUUAACUUUUCUGGCCCUUGGUGGCAACAAUGGCUCAAGGUGUUAUAUCUGA